AUACGUACCAAAAUAACAAAUGUAGCUGAAACGAAUGACAUUGACAGUAGUUGUACUGUCCUACUCUGACAACCUGACAACCACGGGGAAAAGUGUUUUAAAAUGGACAACGUUGAAGCUCUCAAGUUAAAAAUUGCCGAACUAGAACAUAAGUUAAAAUCACUCGCAUCAAAAAAUGUUAGAGAAAAAAUCGAAGUCAUGUCUUCUGAAGUCGUCGAUUCAAACCCUUACAGUCGUUUGAUGGCCUUAAAAAGAAUGGGAAUUGUAAACAAUUAUGAAGAUAUUAGAAAUUUUACGGUAGCAAUUGUGGGUAUUGGUGGAGUGGGAAGUGUAACAGCAGAAAUGUUAACAAGGUGUGGAAUCGGACGCCUUAUAUUAUUUGAUUACGAUAAAGUAGAAUUAGCCAAUAUGAACAGAUUAUUCUUUCAACCUCAUCAAUCAGGACUAAGUAAAGUUGAAGCUGCUGCUGAAACUUUAAGAAACAUCAACCCAGACGUUGACAUUUUAACUUACAAUUAUAAUAUUACUUCUGUGGAAUAUUUUGAUGAUUUUUCAAGAAUUCUGACACAUAACAGCUUAAAUAAUGGUCCCGUUGAUCUAGUUCUAAGUUGUGUGGACAAUUUUGAAGCGCGAUUUACUAUAAAUGCCGUAUGCAACGAAUUCAACUUGACCUGGUUCGAAUCUGGAGUAUCAGAGAAUGCUGUCUCUGGACACAUCCAGUUUAUUGUUCCUGGAGAAACAGCAUGUUUUGCAUGUGCUCCACCUCUAGUUGUUGCUUCAAAUAUUGAUGAAAAAACUUUAAAAAGAGAUGGUGUAUGUGCGGCCAGUCUUCCAACUACAAUGGGAGUGAUAGCUGGUUUUUUGGUUCAGAAUACAUUAAAAUAUCUUCUUAAAUUUGGUAAUGUUUCGAAUUAUUUAGGCUACAGUGCAUUAACUGACUUUUUCCCUACCAUGAAUUUAAAACCUAAUCCAAAUUGUGAUGAUAGAAAUUGUGUUCUGAGACAAAAAGAAUUUGCUGCUAAACCUAAAGUUGAAAUUGUGAAAAAUGUUGUGGAAGAUGAUAAACCCAUUCAUGAAGACAAUGAAUGGGGUAUUUCAUUAGUUGAUGAAAGUGUUGAAAAUGAUAAAGAAAACCAGAAUGUUGGGUCAGGUAUAAACUUGGCAUAUACACUUCCUGGAAGGGGAGUAGGUGAUGGUGAAAAUUCAAAAUCUGAUGAUACUAGUUUAGAAGAACUUAUGGCUCAAAUGAAAUCCAUUUAGAUUUUAAGAUCAGUGUUUUUUAUGCAGCAAAUUGAUUUAAUAUACAUUUUUGAUAAUUACUUAGUACAGUAUUCAUCAAUUGAAAAAUAUAUUUUUUACAUACUUACAAAUUACGUCUGUGGUAAAAACGUCUAUUGCGAUGAAUUUGUUCUACUCUGUCAUCGAAAAAAUAAAGGAAAUUAGAGUUGGCUAUGAGACAAGUUGUAUAGGUAGUGUUGUUACGUCACACAAGUUCUGACAGCUGUCAGUUUUGCCACCUGUUAGUUUUAAAAAUUAACCACGCGCAACAGAAAUCUAUUCAUGUCUACGCCCGAUGACAUAUCACAGUAUAGAUAUAACGUAUAUAGGUUAGUUAUAUAUCUAUACUGUGUUAAUAUUGUGGUUAAUUGGUAAUGACCAUAUUUAGAAUAAAACUACCACCCAAAACUAGACCGGCACCGCCAACUCUAACUCAUUUUAUUUUCGAUCGAAUGGUAUUAUCUUAAUUAAGUUUGAAAUUUGUUUUCAUUCCAUUUUUAUUUGUUUAUUGUUAACUUAUUUUAAAAUUUUCUAAAAUAAAAUAUCAAAUUGUU
Molecule: messenger RNA, 1832 nt
Organism: Zophobas morio
Lineage: Eukaryota; Metazoa; Arthropoda; Insecta; Coleoptera; Tenebrionidae
Gene: Uba5
Product: ubiquitin-like modifier-activating enzyme 5
Exons: 5
Coding region: 103-1260 (385 amino acids)
Biological process (GO): protein ufmylation
Cellular component (GO): cytoplasm; cytosol
Molecular function (GO): UFM1 activating enzyme activity
Source: RefSeq, a predicted model, not a curated record